AGCUGGUGGGAUGCGUUCGAUGCGUAUGAUCCCGAUUGCCCAAGCUUCUGAGUCUUGAGCUUUUGAAAUCAUACAGGUUGUCGAGAUUCGGUUCUGUCCAAUCUCAGACCAGACCGCGAUAGGUCUAAUGACUCGGAUUACCGAUGGUGUGUGCCGCACCAGGCCUAAGCCGGGCUAGCCGGAUAGAUCCGACGGAUGCGAUAGCGAAUCACUCAAACGCCGAACGUACGUAAGUGACGGCUCGUUCAGGUGACGAAUCGGUAGAUCAUAGUCUUGCGUUUGUCGCGGCAGUGGAUCCUCAGCCAAGUAUAUUGCUCUUACUUGUUCAGAUCUCUGUCGCAGGACCUGACCACGUUAUCGCUUUCAUUUGACAUACAGAGGAUUCCAGACAUACUCUUUUUCCACCAUCACCAUGCCAGGACCUUCAGUGCAACUCGCUCAGGGAGUCGCCGUGGGUACGACACUUGACGAAGAAUAUCCUCGCGCAGUUGAAGCUUUCAGAGGAAUUCCGUAUGCAUUACCACCGACAGGCGAGCUGCGGUUUCGACCACCAGUCAAAGUGCCGAAAGGGAACGAGAGAAUCGACGCAACAAAAUUCGGAUAUAGAGCUCCGGCUCAGCAAUUCAUCAAGUGUGGACCAACAUUGGAGGAAAGCGAAGAUUGUUUAACUGUGAAUGUGUUUCGGCAAGCACAACAUAGUGGCUCAUCUCCACUUCCAGUAGCAGUCUACAUCCACGGAGGAGCUUUCAAUCGUGGCACUGCUGCCGGUCACAACACAGCUUCAAUGGUGGGAUUUUCGGAGCUUCCGUUCAUUGGCGUAUCCUUCGGAUAUCGGAUAGGAGCUCUAGGUUUUCUGCCCUCGCGAUUGAGCGCUUUGGAAGGGGCGCUCAACUUGGGCCUGAAGGACCAGAUCUACCUGCUGGACUGGGUCGAGGAAAACAUUCAUCAUUUUGGAGGUGAUAAAAACAACGUGACCCUCGUUGGGCUUUCGGCCGGAGCACACUCCAUUGGGCAUCAUCUGUUAAACUACGAGGAAAGCAGACCACCCAAGUUCCAUCGUGUCAUCAUUGAAUCUGGCGCACCGACAUCUCGUGCUGUGCGACAACCAGAUGCAGACAUUCACGAGCAGCAGUUCAAGGACUUCUUGGAAGCAGUUGACACCCCUGCAUCUUUACACGAUUCUGAAGUUUUCAGCUACCUUCGCAGCCUUCCAACGGAAACUAUUGCUCAAGCACAAACUAAGGUUUUUCAAAAGUAUAACCCCAGUCUUCGCUGGGCCUUUCAACCAGUGAUCGAUAAAGAAGUCAUCCGUGGCAGACCAAUCGAUGCCUGGCGAACAGGUAGAUGGCACAAAAUGCCGAUCAUGACUGGAUUCCAAGGCAACGAAGGUUCGCUUUACGUGAAUAAGAAGAUGUCGACUUCAUCAGAAUUCUCGGAUUUCUGGAGAAUGCUGCUGCCGCAGUUGAGCGAUGAUGAAGUGCAAGCGAUUGAUCAACUUUACCCUGAUCCGGAAAAGGUUCCCGAGUCUAUUUACAAGGAAACGAGGCUCGAUCAUGGCGUGGGAGCACAGUACAAGCGGAUCGAAGCAGCAUAUGCGCACUAUGCGUAUGUAGCCCCAGUUCGCCAAACCGCCUUCUUUGCCAGCCAAGACACCUCUGUGUAUUUAUACCACUGGGCCUUGAAAAGAAACAUCGUCGAGGGAGCGCGUCACGCUGACAACAUGUUCUUCGAAAUGAGGGAUCCUGAAAUCUGCGCUCUUGCGCCAAGUUUGGAUGAAUUGUCUGGUACACUGCACGCGUACAUCACCAGCUUCAUCUGCACCGGUUCUCCAAAUACGCUUGGCGGUACUUAUAGCGCACGGCCAGUUUGGAGUUCGUAUAAUAAACAGGACCCAAAAUUGAUGAUCUUCGGGAAAGACAACACGCAGUUCAUGGGAGGUAAGGAUAUCGGAGAGCCGGCAGUUCUUGUGGCGGACGAAUUUGGAAGGGAGGAGUCUGAGUUUUGGUGGUCCAAGGUCGAGCUAUCUCAGCAGUGAGUCUAAUUAGGUUCACGCGAUCGAAUUCUCGAGAACUUCAAUUGGAUGAUCUUCAUCUCCUC
Messenger RNA from Boeremia exigua, 2097 nucleotides. Its product is annotated as acetylcholinesterase precursor. The transcript has 2 exons. Lineage: Eukaryota; Fungi; Ascomycota; Dothideomycetes; Pleosporales; Didymellaceae. The coding region runs from base 413 to 2035 and encodes 540 amino acids. The record is from RefSeq and is a predicted model, not a curated record.